AUGAGACCACGAGCAAUUGCUUCACAUUUUUUUAGUGAACAACGCGCUCGUGAUUACUAUGCCAAUCUGACUCAACAUGGACCACGAGUGAUCAAUACUCGAAUUGAUUAUCUCACGCGUGAUUUUCUCAUUUCACAAAUUCAUCGAAUUCAUUCUACAGCAACGGCAACUGUCCAAUUCAAUCUCAGUCUACAAAAUUUCAUGACCCAUGAUAUUGAUCAAUUGCAAAAUAUUGCUGUUCGUAUUUCGAAUCCAUCAUCACAACCAGAUACACCAUGUCUUAUGCUAGCUGCUCACUAUGACUCUGGUACUUUUAAAUAG
Messenger RNA from Rotaria sp. Silwood2, 321 nucleotides. NCBI's taxonomy places the organism in Eukaryota, Metazoa, Rotifera, Eurotatoria, Philodinida, Philodinidae. The record is from the annotation of a GenBank genome assembly.